AUGGGGAACGGCUUGAUGAGCAAGAAGAAGAAGAAGAAGAACAACAAGUACAAGAAGAAGAGACCAAACGUGUCUAGAAAUUGCGAUUGGUCCAAGUUUUGUUCCGAUGUUUUACGCAAGAUUUUCGAAACCUUAAAGAGCCCUAUUGAUUCUCACCGCGCGUUUGCUCGAAUUAGUAUUCAGUUUGGAAAACAUGCGCGAACAAGCCUCCAUGUCCAUGGCGAUUCAUACACCAAGGUGAUUCUCCCACCCUCCGGAAACUGUCUCCUGAUGGUCGAUCGUCGUCUCAAAUUCUAUAUUUUGAACCUUUUGACGCGGACAACGAUCAAUCUUCCAUCAAUGUCACUAAUACGUGGAGGACAAGUAUUCUUUAAACCUCAAAAUGAAUGGUCCAAUGAUUCUGGAUGCUUCUUCGGGCCUUCUCGUAAUGGUAACGUGUCAUAUGACUUUGACUCUGUUGAAUGGAAAAACUCGGUAGCUGUUCUAUGGAUAAACGAGACAACAGGAGAUUAUGUCGUUGCUUGGACAUUCAUACAGCAUUACUUGUUCUUCUACAAGUCAGGAUAUUGGUCUUGGUGUAAUCUGAAUCAUAAUGGGAAAAGUUUGGUUGUGUUUGAUAUGGCAUGUGAGAACAAUAAGCUUUAUCUGUACACAGCUAAUCAUCAUAUCAGGAUUUUUGAUUUCUCUGGAGCUUAUCCUAUGGAAAAGAAAACCGAAAACCCGUAUUGGAAAUAUCUGUUUAACGCGGUUGAGGAACCGUGGGAAUACGUUUGGAAGAGGAAAAUAGCGAUUCAGAAAUCAUCAGGUGAGGUUUUGAUCAUCUUGAGCCUUAAACAAGUGUUUUACGAAGCAGAGAGACUUUUGUUUUACAUCUUUAAGAUGAAUCUUGAGAGUUUCAAGUGGGAAAGAGUUUAUUCUCUUGGAGAUGAGAUGUUGGUUUUUGGUCAAGGUGUUACAAUACCUACUGCUCUUAAAGAUCUUGGUGAUGGAAUCAAGAGUGAUUCAAUCUAUUUCGUCGAUAAAGACGUCUGGCCAGAUCAUCAAGAUCAUGAUCGUCGUGUUUCGAAUUGCGGUGUCUUCAAUAUUGCCACAAGUAAGAUCAAAUGGCCUACGAAAAAAUAUCGUUCCGUAAAUGAAACUCAGUGGUUUGUGCUCGGAGUUGCUUAUUAG
Arabidopsis thaliana (thale cress) is the source of this 1170-nucleotide messenger RNA. RefSeq names its product F-box only protein (DUF295). The record is from RefSeq and is marked reviewed. The transcript is spliced from 2 exons. Bases 1 to 1170 code for a protein of 389 amino acids. NCBI's taxonomy places the organism in Eukaryota, Viridiplantae, Streptophyta, Magnoliopsida, Brassicales, Brassicaceae.